AUGCAUACCAGCUGCGACUGCCCGAUAGAAACUUCAGAGAGCACUGAUGGCUUCACUGUGAAAGAAUGUAUCGUUGGCGAGGACGGUUCUUGUGCCUCGAAUGAAAUCUGCAUUCUGAACGGACAGUAUAAUAAGAGUGUAUGUUGUGCAACAGGCAAGUCUUCGGUCAUGUCUGAAUGCGGCUCUGGGAGGCUGUUCAUCAAUCCGAUGACCAAUAAAGCCAUGCAGUGCAAUACAAACAGCGACUGUCCCAAAGGGGCGGAGUGUACACUGACCAAUGGCAAACGUUUGUGCUCUUGCGCCGUAGCCGUUGAGCAUGUUGAACCACCUCCUACGGGUUGUCCGUGGGGCACGCGACCGCUGAAGGACCAUAUGCGACAGGUGAUCAGGUGCAGUCCGGGUAAUCCACGCAUGUGCCCAGGAAACACAACUUGUCAUUUCGAUUCAGAGUACAAAAUGUACAAAUGCUGUGGCAAAGAUCCAGGAGAAGGCUGUCCAAGCGGAAGCAAAUUGGAAAAGCGAAACGGUGCUGCAGUCAAAUGUUCGCCCGGGGAAUUGCCGGACUCUUGCUCGCCAACAGCUCUGUGUCAGUGGAAUUACCUUGCUGAAAGCUACCUCUGUUGCUUGCCGCACAACGGACUGACUAACGAAAACCUGUUAGGCUGUCCCGAAAGAAUGGUCCCUUUCUCAGACGAAAGCAGUCAAAUCAAAGCUUGCACGCCUCAUGUGAACGGUACAUGUCCACAGGGUUCUUCUUGUCAUUUCAAUUUUUGGAUUGCUACCUAUCAGUGUUGCAGACAAACGACCAGAACGUAUGACAUGUGUCCGUCUGGCUAUCGACCACUUAUGAAUCGAAUUAACAAACAUUUUGUCAGAUGCAGCAAGUCCAUGGUGCCUUCUUGUCCUGAAGGUAACGAAUGUGUCAGUACUGUCGGAAACGAAGGCGUUUGUUGCCAUCGCGUCGAUGAAUGUCCUCCGGGUCACCUACCUGUGAGCAGUUCUACCAGCCAGAGGCUAAAUUGUGGUCAAGACCCUGUUAAUCGUUGUCCGCAUCCGGCUGAAUGCAUGCUCUCAAAUGCCGAGACUUCUGAAACGAGCUAUUUGUGCUGCAUGCCGCCUACGGGGCUUGCGCUGUGUCCCGCGAAAUACCAUCCAGAGGAUGGCAGUGUAAAAUUAUGUACUUCUAAACAAAACGCAUGUCGUCAUAAUUCGGUAUGUUUCACUGCGACUGCCACGCUCAGUCUGUGUUGUAGCCCGUCGGCCAACUUCGAUCACACCUGCCCUGACGGGUACGGAUUGACCGAUGACUCGAUGCGUUUCUGCGAUGGUCACGCCAUUGGUUGCCCAGCAAAUUCGUUUUGUUUUUCUUCGUUUUCGGAAAUUGGAGUUUGUUGCUCUUGGUCAACAUUUGCACUGGAUUUGCACUGUCCCGUUCAUUAUACGCAAACCAGCCACGUCAACUGUCAGGGUGAUCACAUGAAAUGCAACUUCGGCGCGUCCUGCUUCCCAACAGCUGCUGAAGGUCGGUAUCUUUGCUGCAGCCCAACCACAAUCGGCCUGAAGUGCCGAGAGCCUUUUCGCGCUGUAGGCGAAAUACCGAUCAUGUGUAUUCCAAAGCUUUCCACGUGCCCUCCUGACUCAUCAUGCAUCGAAGCUUUAAACCAGCCAAACGUACACCUGUGUUGCGCCUAUGAACAUGACGAAGGUGCAGCAGCAAUUAUUUCCUGUCCUUCUGGAUGGACCACGGAGGGCGGUAAUGUGAAGCGAUGUAAAGCACUGGCAAAAUCCACAUGCCUUAUAUCAAGCAAGUGCUUGCCGUCAGCAAACGAUCCUGCCGUUGCGCUAUGCUGCUCUAAAGUGGCUAAAGUUCCGGCAAGAUGCGAAGGCAACCUUGUGCCUAUGAUGUCUCAAGAAACCUACGUUCUUUGUCAACAAGGUCAUUGUCCAGAAGGAUCAACUUGCAGCAGUUUGACGGGACAGUCUGGGGAAAUUGCGCUGGCCAACGACGGCGUGAUCGUGUGUGAUGCGGGAACCAGGGGACAAUGUCCCAAGGAAUCGUCGUGCGAGUCAGAGUCGAACAACUCGAGAGUUGGAAUUUGCUGCAACUUGAGGCGGAAACGUAUUGAAUGUCCUCACAACGAAGUCCCGUACCAACUUGACGGUUUGGUACUACUCUGUCCGACCCAGAGUACGUCUGCCUGCCCGACGAAUUAUCACUGCCAGCCGUCCGUCAGUUUCAAGAACGUCCAUAUUUGCUGUGGUCCUCGUUUCACUUGUCCUCCUCCACUAGUGCCGGUCGACGAUCAGCCAAAAUUCUGCCAUCCAAGCAAACUGCACUGUCCGGACAGUAGCGACUGCGUACAGUCGUCAGAAGACGGAGGAGUAUACGUUUGUUGCAAACCACCGUUAUUCGCCGGUUUACAAUGUCCCACGUCUUCCAGCCCACUGCUGCUCAACGACGAAAAUGAGUACUGUAAGAUACCAGGUCAAGACUGUUCUGUAAAAGGUUACACAUGUUCCGGAUCAGCAACGUCUAACAAUAAGCACCUUUGCUGCUCCGUUUUUACAACUGCACCGUUGACUUGUCACAACAAUCAGUCCGUACACCCUUGGGUUAUAUCAUGUUCACCGGAAACUGCGCCUUGUCCAUCGGGUUACGAAUGCACGCAGUCCAACAUCCCCAACAUAUUUACAUGCUGCAAGACAAUCAACCAUUACUUCUGUCUAACUCGCACGCGACCGUAUCCCUCAGAGGAAUCUCCUACAAUGUGUUCCGAAUACAGCCACUGUCCACAGGGAACAUCAUGCAGCCAGUCGAACGUCCCUGGUGCAAAUAUUUGCUGCUGCAUUAGGGGGGACUUUCGACAAUCCCUGUGCACAGAAAGCAGUGGCAGCAUGACGCAGUCGAAUGGCAAAUGCCUGACAACGAAGUUAGGUACUUGUCCUCAAGACUAUGUCAUCCGUAAAAGAGAAAAUGGCAUAACGGUCUGUUGUAAAGCUUCGGCAAUGAUAAAAAACAGAUGUCCAGAUGGCAGCUGGCCAUCGACAAACAAUUGUGGGUUUUCUUCUACGAGAUUGUGCCCAUCCGGCUAUCGGUGUUUGACCAACACUGACGGUACAGCUACGCACUGCUGCCCUGUGCCAAAGUCGCAUCAACCGCCACAAGACAAGGUUUGUGGAGUUCGGCAGUCACCGUACCUCACCGUAAGGCAAACUCCCUUAGUCUGUGUACCAACAAACCCAUCUUGUCCCCCCGGAUAUUCUUGUCAAAAAGAUACUUCGUCUUUGGCAUCACCGAAUGUCUACUACUGUUGCCAGAAGGUCCUAUGCAUCGACGGCAGCGACGUCACACUAAACAUGCUAGGACAUCCGCUGUUCUGUCGUGACCCAAAUGGCGAGUGCCCCAAGGACACUUCUUGUCAACCUUCAAGAAACCUUCGUGGAACCUACUGCACAUCGAAGACAACAACAGGAAAGAAGGCGUGCUGUGUUGUGACCGUACAAGCAGCGGAAAAGUUUCGUAUAUGCCCAAUUGGAGAUCCAUAUAGAGAUCCAACGACGCGCCAAUUGCACUACUGCUCACAAACCGAUUAUGUGUGUCCAAAAGGAUUUGUGUGCAAGCAGGCAAUGUCUCAGCCAGUAGAAAUUGUGUCGCAUUCGAAGGUCAAUGAUCAGCUGUAUGUGUGUUGCUCCGGAAGACCGUCAUGUCAAUCUGGAUGGUUGCCAUUAUUUGAAAGAAGCGAAGAAGGGCCACGGAAAUGCCAUCCAAACCUUUAUAAUGCAUGUCCUAAUCCUUAUAGAUGCCAAGAGUCUUCGGUUCCAAAGGUCUACUUGUGCUGUAUGGAAUCGGCUAUAGCGAGAUCUGAAAACGAAGAAAUGACUGACGCAGAAUUUGUAGCUUCAGAGUCCAGAAGCUCACGCUGA
Messenger RNA from Soboliphyme baturini, 3924 nucleotides. NCBI's taxonomy places the organism in Eukaryota, Metazoa, Nematoda, Enoplea, Dioctophymatida, Soboliphymatidae. The record is from the annotation of a GenBank genome assembly.